AUGGCGGACAACGUCUACGAACUUGAUGUGCCCGGCACGGAACAACUUGUUGAUGUGCAUCAUACACUAGAAGCAGCACACGCAGGUGCAACUAGCGACAUCGUCCUUAUACCUCAGCCAACUGGCGCUGGUGGCGACCCCUUGCGCUGGGAUCGCUGGAAGAAGUAUUACCAACUUUUCCUCCUCGCAUUGUAUGCAUGCGCGUUCUCUUUUGGCGAAAACACCCUCGGAGCUGCUUGGACGACAGUCUCUGAGGACACUGGGGUCAGUCUCACCAACAUGAAUGGUGGAAGUGCUCUCAAUUAUCUCCUGUUGGGGUUUGUGAAUAUAUUUUGGAUACCCUUGGCUAUGAAAGUCGGUCGACGGCCGGUCUUCCUGGCUACUACGGCCAUCUGUAUGGUUGCUGGUGUCUGGCUUGGGAAAUUCAAUGGAACGGCAUCGUGGAUGUUGGCUAUGGUGGUCAACGGAGUCGGCACCUCUGCCUACCAAGCCGUCAUCCAGUUGAGUGUCUUUGACAUGUUCUUUGUCCACCAGCGAGGGCGGAUGUUGUCGGUGUACCUCUUUGGCCAGCAAUUGGGCAGCAUUCUCGGGCUCAUCAGCGGUGGUAGCAUUGCGGAUGGUCCGGGUUGGCGAUGGUCCCAGUACAUUGUCGCCAUCAUCGAUGCCAGCGUUCUCAUCCUCCUACUCCUGACUUUUGAGGAAACCAUGUUCCCUCGUUUCUUGUUCGGCAAGGUCGUUGGCGUUGCCCCCGUCACCCAGUCCGUGGUAUUCACACAGGCCUCCGACAGCAAGGCUCCUGGUGAUACCUUGACCCAGAGCCAAAGCCCAAGCGAGAUCGAACAGGACACGGCAUUGGAGGCACAGUUCCCCAAGCGAACCUACUUGGAGAAGCUGAAGCUCUGGGUCUACUACCCGCAAGAUCGGACCACGUACUGGCAAUACUUCCGGAGACCUUUCGUGCUGUUCACCUUUCCCAAUGUGGUCAUUGCGGGUAUUAUCUUUGCCUUUGGAUGCACCGCCGGCAUCGUCAGUUUCAAUACCAUCUCCGAGAUCAUGACGGAUCCACCUUACAACUGGUCGACGACUUCGACGGGCUUGAUCUUCUUUGCCGCCCUGGUCGGUAACUUUGUCGGCUGGGCCACGGGCGUUCUCGGCGACCACGUUGUGAUUUUCUUCGCACGACGCAAUUCGGGCGUGAAGGAGCCCGAAAUGAGAUUGUGGACCCUCUGUUUAUCCUUCGUCUACGCCGCCGUUGGGUAUCAACUAUAUGGUUGGGGAGCCGAGUUCGGACUGCACUGGAUGACCGUCGCCUUUGGAGUGGGCUGCAUGAUCGCUCACCAAGUCUCUGCCUGUUCGAUUGCGACGGCGUACGCCAUGGAAUGUUUCCCAGGGAUAGCCGGAGAACUCGUCGUGGUGUUGGCCAUCUGUUCAUCCUGCAUCAACUUUGCCAUUUCCUACUCGGUCCAGCCUUUCAUCAUCGCGGCAGGAUACGGGUAUACAUUCCUUUUCUUCGGCUUGUGCGUCUUGGCCUCGAUGGUCGCGGCUGUGCCCACCUAUAUUUACGGGAAGAGAUGGCGACGGAGGAGAGCUCCGCGCUGGCGAAAGUGGUUGGCCGAGAGGGAUGCGUGA
This is a messenger RNA of Fonsecaea multimorphosa CBS 102226, 1629 nucleotides long. RefSeq lists its product as uncharacterized. Gene Ontology annotation, molecular function: transmembrane transporter activity. The coding region runs from base 1 to 1629 and encodes 542 amino acids. The transcript is spliced from 3 exons. The record is from RefSeq and is a predicted model, not a curated record. Lineage: Eukaryota; Fungi; Ascomycota; Eurotiomycetes; Chaetothyriales; Herpotrichiellaceae. Gene Ontology annotation, biological process: transmembrane transport.